Nematolebias whitei (Rio pearlfish) is the source of this 2254-nucleotide messenger RNA. Its product is annotated as protein-arginine deiminase type-2. The transcript has 16 exons. The coding region runs from base 28 to 2112 and encodes 694 amino acids. Lineage: Eukaryota; Metazoa; Chordata; Actinopteri; Cyprinodontiformes; Rivulidae. Gene Ontology annotation, cellular component: cytoplasm. Gene Ontology annotation, molecular function: calcium ion binding; protein-arginine deiminase activity. The record is from RefSeq and is a predicted model, not a curated record.
AAACACCUUCACGCAGACACAGAUACUAUGUUUCAAGAAACGACUUCACCAUCCAACUUCCCUUUCUCGCUGAAAAGUAAAGGGCCUUGGGAUUAUCAGCGAACAUGUCGUAUGGACACUGAACACCGGCAAAGUGUCCUCCAUGUUGUCGGCACCUCUUUGAAAGCGAACCUGAACAGGACUGCACCACCAAACUCCAGGUUCUUCUCUGUGAAGUGCACUCCCAGUGUUCAGUACAUCAUCAACCCCCCACCCCAGGAGGAAUCCCACCUCUCCCCUGUCCCCCUUAAUGGAAACUCUGCACUGAGCUUCAGCAUGAAGCAUGCCAGCGAGUCUGAGAAUGAUAACAAGCUGUCUGUUUGCUACUACGGAAAGGACAAAGAGCUCUUGGGGAGAGCAGUCAUGUACCUUACAGCUAUUGAGAUCUCUCUGGAUGUGGAUGCUGACAGAGAUGGCAUCGUGGAGAAAAACAACCCUAAUAAGAAAUCCUGGAAGUGGGGUCCUAAUGGUCAUGGAGCGAUUCUUUUGGUUAACUGUGACUCCGAGUCAACCUACAACAAGAUGCCAGACACCACGAAGAAUCGCAUCUCCAAAGUAUCAGAUCUGAAGGACAUGUCUCUCAUGGUGCUGCGGACCAAGGGGCCUGCCAAACUCCCAGAGGGCUACAAACUGACCAUGCACAUUUCUCAGGGAGAUGCAGAGAAUGUCCGAGUCUUCAGACCCAAAUCCCCUGAAGUGGCGACUAAUUUCCUGGAUAAAGUUUUUAGUAAUUUUGUGCAGGACUAUCCACUGGUACUGAGCCAAGAGAACUUGUCAAAGGAAGUGCCAUACCUGGGAGGUUUAGCAGAUAUGAACUUUUAUGUGGAGGGUCUCAGAUUCCCUGACAUGAACUUUGAUGGACUUGUUACCAUCAAUCUCAGUCUACUAGAGCCCAUCAGCGAAGGUCUUCCUGAAACGCCCAUUUUCACAGACAAAGUGGUGUUCAGAGUGGCUCCGUGGAUCAUGACACCCAACACUCUCGAUCCUGUGGAAGUGUUUGUCUGCAGUAUGCGUGAUAACGUCCAGUUCCUGAAAGGAAUGAAAAGCCUCAUUUCAAAGAACAACUUAAAGCUGAAGGUUUGCUACGAGUACCAGAACAGAGGAGACCGCUGGAUGCAGGAUGAACUGGAAUUUGGUUACAUCGAUUCGCCCCAUCACCAGUUCCCUGUUGUUCUAGAUUCGCCAAGAGAUGGAAAGCUUAAGGACUUUCCAUAUGAGAAUCUACUGGGUCCUGACUUUGGCUAUGUGACCAGGCUGGCUUACAAUGAAAAUGUGAGUAGUCUGGACUCAUUUGGAAACCUGGAGGUCAGCCCCCCUGUCACAGUGAAUGGAAAAGAAUACCCCCUGGGCAGAAUCAUUAUUGGGGUUGCUUUCCCAACGGCUAUUAAAGGACGAAACAUGACCAAAGUUGUUCAAGACUUCUUGAGGGCUCAGAAGGUCCAGGAGCCCAUUGCCUUAUUUUCUGACUGGCUCUAUGUCGGCCAUGUUGAUGAAUUCAUGACUUUUGUUCCUUCACCUGACAGAAAGGGGUUUCGGCUGCUGCUGGCCAGCCCUGACGCCGGCUAUAAACUGUUCAGAGGCUUAUACAAUGAUGGGCAUGGACAAGCCAAACUGUUUGAGGGUCUGAAAGGUCAGAAGCCAGUGACAGUGGAGGAAAUACUUGGUGAUAAACAUCUCCAAGCUGAAAAUAACUACGUACAGAGCUGCAUUGACUGGAACAGGGAUGUCCUGAAAAGAGAACUGGGCCUGGAUGAUGAUGACAUCAUUGACCUGCCAAUCCUUUUCAAGAUGGUGGUGGCAAAGGACGAAUUCAGAGCAGUGGCUUACUACCCUGACAUGGUCAACAUGAUUGUCUUGGGGAAAAACCUUGGCAUCCCGAAGCCGUUUGGCCCCCAAGUGAACGGAUGCUGUGCCCUGGAGGCUGAGAUGUGUUCCCUGAUGGAGGGCCUGGGUCUUAAAUGCAUGUUCAUUGAUGACUUCGCCUCCUACCACCAACUCCUGGGGGAGGUGCACUGUGGCUCCAACGUACGCCGAAAACCAUUUGACUUCAAGUGGUGGAACCUGAAGCUGUGAAUCAAACCUGACAAAGGUCAAAGGUGGAAUCCUGACGAUUUCAUGUCUGGUUCUUUUGGCGACCCUCAUGUCCGUGAUGUCAACAGCAAAUGUUUAUUUUCUCAAUCACCACUUUGUACAAUCAUUUUGACCAAAUAAACAA